GCCGUCUGGUUUGCAGGACCUUCUGGAAUUUAUUAAUUCAAAGGGCCACCGUGCUUGCCAAACGCCUUGACGGCCCCUAAGCAAGCCGUAAACUGCAGGCGGAAGCAGCCUUUCCCUCAGGAGCCUCCCUUGCUUGCAAAAGACGGCCCUCAGGGAGCGCCAGGAGGAGGGCAGAGCCGUUCUCCCUCCCCUCGCCCAUUGCCCGAGCGAGCAGGAAGCGCGUCCCCUGCGCGGAGAGCGUCCUUAAGGGGGAAGAGCGCGGGGCUGCUUUGCCAGAAGUGCUCCCUGAGAGGCUAACUUGCCACGCGCGCGCGCGAGAUGACGCCUUGGAGAGAUUGCAAGGCUUGGCAGGAUGCUGGACUUGUUCUUUCAACCACAAGUAAUGAAGCAUGUAAAAUGUAUGAUGCUGCGCUGACUCAGUAUGUUACUUGGAAAAAUGAUAAAAGUCUAGGAGGCCUUGAAGGAUGUCUCUCAAAGCUGCAAACAGCUGAUCCUAAUUUUGCAAUGGGUCAUGUGAUUGCCAAUGGCUUGGUUUUGAUUGGUACGGGGAGUUCAGUACGGCUAGACAGGAAACUAGAUGAAGCAGUAAAGAAAAUGGUGGCCCUCUCACAAUCUCAGCCGUUGACCGAGCGGGAGAAAUUGCAUGUGUCUGCAGUGGAACUCUUUGCUAAGGGGCAACUUCCUGGAGCUUGUGAUACAUGGGAACAGAUUCUACAGAACCAUCCAACUGACUUAUUAGCCCUAAAAUUUGCUCAUGAUGUUUAUUUUUACUUGGGACAUCUGAUACCAAUGAGAGACUCAGUUGCCCGGGUCUAUCCUCACUGGACUCCAGAUCUUCCUCUUAGCAGCUAUGUAAAAGGCAUUUACUCCUUCGGUUUAAUGGAAACCAAUUUCUUUGAUCGUGCUGAGAAACUUGCCUAUGAGGCUUUAGCCAUCAACCAGACUGAUGCAUGGUCUGUGCACACCAUAGCUCAUGUGAAUGAAAUGAAAGCAGAUCUAAAGAGUGGACUAGCAUUUAUGAAGCAAACAGAAAACAACUGGAAGGACAGUGACAUGCUUGCUUGUCAUAACUACUGGCACUGGGCUUUGUAUUUUAUUGAAAAGGGUGAUUAUGAGGCUGCUUUGACAGUUUAUGACACUCACAUUGCACCCAGAUGCCAAAUGAGCGGGACCAUGCUAGAUGUUGUUGACAAUUGCUCCAUGCUGUAUCGGCUUCAGUUAGAAGGUGUGAAUGUAGGCAACAGAUGGAAAGAAGUAAGCAAACUAUCAAAGAAGCAUUCCAGAGAUCACAUCCUCAUUUUCAAUGAUGCUCACUGUCUAAUGGCUUCACUGGGGGCCCAGGAUCAUCAGACUACUCAUGAACUAUUAACAACCCUUCAGGAGCUGGCCCAAGCACCAGAUGAAGACCAUGAGCUAAACUUGGCUCCAAAACUCGGGUUACCUCUUUUGCAGGCAUUUGUAGAGUUUGAGAACGGCAAUUACGACAAGGCCGUGGAAUUGCUGUAUCCCCUUCGCUACAGAAUUGUUGAAAUAGGAGGAAGCAACGCUCAAAGGGACGUUUUUGCACAGUUAUUAGUUCAUGCUGCUUUAAAAAGUAAAUCUAAAGCCAACCAAAAACUUGCCAGGUGCCUCCUUAUUGAACGUGAUGAACUGAGACCAAAUUCGCCAUUGACAGAGCGACUUAUUCGGAAGACUGCAACCCUUCAUGCCUUGGGAUAGAUUUUGUAGCAUCACUGAUCAACAAUCAGCAGCUUAUUUUUAUGACAAUAAGCAAAUCGCAUUGUGGGAACAUAAUCUUGCAUAAAUCUAAAAUAAAGAUGUGGAGGCUUGGAGAUUUAUCAGUA
Molecule: messenger RNA, 1844 nt
Organism: Pogona vitticeps (central bearded dragon)
Lineage: Eukaryota; Metazoa; Chordata; Lepidosauria; Squamata; Agamidae
Gene: TTC38
Product: tetratricopeptide repeat domain 38
Molecular function (GO): protein binding
Source: RefSeq, a predicted model, not a curated record